Messenger RNA from Alternaria arbusti, 2052 nucleotides. RefSeq lists its product as uncharacterized. The transcript has 4 exons. Gene Ontology annotation, cellular component: peroxisome. The record is from RefSeq and is a predicted model, not a curated record. Gene Ontology annotation, biological process: lipid homeostasis; fatty acid beta-oxidation using acyl-CoA oxidase. Lineage: Eukaryota; Fungi; Ascomycota; Dothideomycetes; Pleosporales; Pleosporaceae. Bases 1 to 2052 code for a protein of 683 amino acids. Gene Ontology annotation, molecular function: FAD binding; acyl-CoA oxidase activity; fatty acid binding.
AUGGUAGCCAAUGCCCAGAGCACGCUGUUGCAGAAAGCUAGAGACUCUGCAUCUUUCGACACGUUCCAGCUGACGUGCAUACUAUGGGGAAGUGAGAAAGUUGUCAAGGAGCGACGGGCCGCCUUCAACCGAGUUGAGAAAGCAAUCGGCACCAACGACAAUGCAAAGCUUCCUCGAUGCUACGCGCAGACCUCACGCGAGGAUCUAUUCGAGCAAGGUCUUGAGAUGGGAAAAGCGUGUCUCGAUGAUAUGCUCAAGCAUGACCAUGAGCACUUUGUGUGGAUUACGCCGCGAUACAACCUCAUGAACGCCAGCCCCUUCGGCCACAAAGCCAUCCUCUUCGAGCCUGGCAUGGAGCACAACGGUACUGAGGAACAAAAGGCAAAGUGGCUUCCGCUUGCUCGAUCCGGUAAAAUACUUGGUACAUACGCACAAACCGAGCUUGGUCAUGGUUCAUUCGUACGAGGUAUCGAAACGACCGCCACCUUCGACCCCAAUCGCGAUGAGUUCGUCGUUCACUCGCCAACAAUCUCGUCGACAAAGUUCUGGCCUGCAGGGCUAGGCUUCUCGACCACACACGGCACAGUCAUGGCUCGACUGAUUGUUGGCGAUCAGGACCACGGCCCACAUAUAUUUCUUGUACGACUUCGCUCAGUCGAGGACGGCACACCAAUGCCAGGUGUGAAGAUGGGCGAUGUCGGCUUAAAGCUUGGCUACAACGAAGCAGACAAUGGCUUCGCCUCUUUCGAUAACGUUCGUAUCUCUCGAUCGCAGAUGCUCAUGGCUCAUAGCCAGCUCACAUCCGAUGGCACAUUCACCAAAGAUCCCCUCCGCGCUAAGCUCUCAUACUCUGUCAUGCUGCUCGUCCGCGGCAGGAUGCCCAGUGUCUUUACGGUCCAGCUAGCCCAAGCUUUGACGAUCGCGACACGAUACUCCGUUGUACGACAACAAGGCCUCGGGCCUGCCGACGCGUUUGCCACCGAAGGAAGCAUCUUGCACUACAAGCAUCAGCACUUCCGUCUGCUGAGCUUGAUCGCUAAGACGUACGCCAUGUUAUUCGGCUCUCGGGCAUGCGACGAACAGUAUAACAAACUACGGGAGAUGCAGAGCAAGAACGAUCACUCGCUUCUGCCGGCUGUUCACGCAUUGACUGCUGGAAUGAAGGCGUAUGUCACGUCAGAGGCCGCUGAUGGCGCUGAAGAUGCGCGCAAGCUGUGCGGGGGCCAUGGGUACAUGUCUAUCUCAGGCUUACCAGACAUCGUCGGUGCCUUGGUCGGUGGCGCGACAUUCGAGGGUAAGAACUACGUCCUCUGGCAACAACUUGGGCGACAUCUCCUCAAGCAACUUGACCGCCUACAAGACGGCGAGCCUAUCGAGCCCCACGUCCAGUACCUGACCGAUGUCGAAGACCCCAACCUUCCAUGCUGCGCAUCCGCGACGCAGUUUCUCGACCCUAAAGUACAACUCGGCAUCUAUCGCGACCGUGCACACCGUAUGGUCGUGAAGGCGCAUUCGGCGAUUCGCGCAUCGACCAAGUUGCCAGCGGAUGCAUGGAAUGAGCACAUGAUGCUGCUCAUCUCCGCCUCUCGUGCUCAUAUCGAGUACUUCAUUCUGAAGUCAUUCACCGACUUUAUCUCGAGCCUGUCUGACUCUACGUGCAACUACCUCCGCAUCGUUUUGAACCGUAUGCGCUCUCUAUACACACUAUCGACUAUCAUAAACCCACGUACCGUCGACGCAGUAUCCUUCAUCGAAACAGCCGACGAGCGUUCUCCGUAUUUCACUUCGGGACAGCUCGACACUAUCCGGCAUCUUGUCAACGGUUUGCUCGAUCAAUUACUGCCCGAGGCCGUUGGCCUGACGGAUGCGUGGGACUUUUCCGAUGCCAGUCUCUGCAGUGCGCUGGGUAUGUACGACGGCAAUGUAUACGAGAACAUUAUGCGUUGGGUCGAGCAGUUGCCUAUCAAUCAGAAGGCAUGGCAGAAUGCCGGGGUACAGCAGGGGUGGAAGAAGUGGGUUGAUCCGAUUCUCAAAAGGGAGGCGAAGUUGUAG